Pimephales promelas (fathead minnow) is the source of this 3263-nucleotide messenger RNA. Lineage: Eukaryota; Metazoa; Chordata; Actinopteri; Cypriniformes; Leuciscidae. The record is from RefSeq and is a predicted model, not a curated record.
UGCUGAUGAGGGUCAGAAUGGCUCCUCUUCUUCCUCUGGUCUUUCUGCUCAUGAUUCAUGUCUGUGUUUCAGGGGUUUCUAGUGCUGAUUGGGGUGUGAGUUACAGUCCUCCACACAUCUGUGCACUAAAGGACUCAACAGUGAUAAUGAACUGCACUUAUACAUACCCCCGUACUGGAUAUAAGAUCGAGAAAGUGUUCUGGAGCAAAACACUGGUAAAAGAUAAUGGAGAGAUUCCAGAUCUGUCUAAUGACCCUGAAUACAGUCAGAGGCUUCAGUAUCUGGGAGAUAAACAGCAGAACUGCACCGUCAGACUGAGUCAUGUGACACUGAAGGAUUCACACAUGUACUAUUUCAGAUUCAUCACUGAUCAAAGAAAAUGGAUUGGUUAUCCAGGAGUGACUCUUACUGUCACAGAUCUUCAGGUGGAGUCUCCUGAGAGAGUGACAGAGGGAGAUUCAGUCAGUCUGACAUGUAAAAGCAGCUGCGCUCUGACUGACAGAGCAACAUUCAUCUGGUACAGAAACUCACUGAAGAUAUUAACUGAGAGUAAAUUCAGGAACACACUCAUCCUCAAUCCAGUCAGAAGAGAGGAUUCAGGCAGAUAUAGCUGUGCUGUAGACGGACACACACACGUCUCUCCUGAUGUUCACCUCAAUGUCAUGUAUCCUCCCAGGAGUGUCUCAGUGUUGAUAAAUGGAUCUGGUGUAAUAGUGGAGGGAGAUUCAGUGACUCUGAAGUGCAUCAGUGACUCAAACCCUCCUGCUGUGAACUUCAGCUGGUUUAAGGAGAAUGAAAGCUCAGCUGUUGGAUCUGGACAGAGUUUCAGUGCACUACAGAGUGGACGCUUCUACUGUCAGGCUCACAAUCAACAUGGAUCUCAGAGAUCAGACGCUGUAACUGUCACAGUUCAUCAUGUUGCUGGUAGGAAUGUGAUUUUGAUCACAGCGACAUCUGGAGGAGUAUUCGUCAUCAUCAUCAUCAUCAUCAUCAUCCUGAUUAUACUAAAGAAACGAAGGAGUGUUAAAGCUGAAGAUCACAGAGUGAAAGAGAUCUCUGAUCCCAAUGAAGACACAUAUACAGCUCUUGACCUCAAGUCCACGACCUCUGACCUGUACGACACACUCGCAGUAAGUGAGACGUCCGUCAGAUACUCCAUCACAGAUGAUCACAUGACCGAUCUCUCGCUCUCUUUCACACAGACCGUUGAUCGCAGACGUCCUGAAGACUCUAUAUAUUUAAUGCUGAUGAGGGUCAGAAUGGCUCCUCUUCUUCCUCUGGUCUUUCUGCUCAUGAUUCACGUCUGUGUUUCAGGGGUUUCUAGUGUUGAUUGGGGUGUGAGUUACAGUCCUACACACAUCUGUGCAGUAAACGACUCAACAGUGAUAAUGAGAUGCACUUAUACAUACCCUACUGGAUAUAAGAUCGAGAAAGUGUUUUGGACAAAAAGCCCUUUAAUACCGGGUGUUGAGCCUCCAGAUCUGUCUAAUGACACUGAAUACAGUCAGAGGCUUCAGUAUCUGGGAGAUAAACAGCAGAACUGCACCGUCAGACUGAGUCAUGUGACACUGGAGGAUUCACACAUGUACUAUUUCAGAUUCAUCACUAAUAUAACAGAAGGAAGAUGGAUUGGUAAACCAGGAGUGACUCUUAAUGUCACAGAUCUUCAGGUGGAGUCUCCUGAGAGAGUGACAGAGGGAGAUUCAGUCAGUCUGACAUGUAAAAGCAGCUGCGCUCUGACUGACAGAGCAACAUUCAUCUGGUACAGAAACUCACGGAAGAUAUUAACUGGGAGAAGAGACAGUAACAAACUCAUCCUCAAUCCAGUCAGAAGAGAGGAUUCAGGCAGAUAUAGCUGUGCUGUAGACGGACACACACACGUCUCUCCUGAUGUUCACCUCAAUGUCAUGUAUCCUCCAAAGAGCGUCUCGGUGUCCAUCAGUCCAUCUGGUGUAAUAGUGGAGGGAGAUUCAGUGACUCUGAACUGCAUCAGUGACUCAAAUCCUCCUGCUGUGAACUUCAGCUGGUUUAAAGGAGGAACGAUUGUAGGAUCUGGAAGAAUCUUCAACAUCUCAAAGAUCAGAUCUGAUGACAGUGGAGAAUACAAGUGCAAGUCCAUCAAUGAACAUGGAGAGAAAUACUCUGAUAAUGUGACUUUAAACAUCAUGUAUCCUCCAAAGAGCGUCUCGGUGUCCAUCAGUCCAUCUGGUGUAAUAGUGGAGGGAGAUUCAGUGACUCUGAAGUGCAUCAGUGACUCAAACCCUCCUGCUCUGAACUUCAGCUGGUUUAAAGGAGGAACGAUUGUAGGAUCUGGAAGAAUCUUCAACAUCUCAAAGAUCAGAUCUGAUGACAGUGGAGAAUACAAGUGCAAGUCCAUCAAUGAACAUGGACAGAAAUACUCCGCUGUGACUUUAAACGUCUUGUAUCCUCCAAAGAGCGUCUCGGUGUCCAUCAGUCCAUCUGGUGUAAUAGUGGAGGGAGAUUCAGUGACUCUGAACUGCACCAGUGACUCAAACCCUCCUGCUCUGAACUUCAGCUGGUUUAAAGGAGGAACGAUUGUAGGAUCUGCAAGAAUCUUCAGCAUCUCGAAGAUCAGAUCUGACGACAGUGGAGAAUACAAGUGCAAGUCCUUCAAUGAACAUGGAGAGAAAAACUCUAAUACUGUGACUUUAAACGUCAUGUAUCCUCCCAGAAGCGUCUCAGCGUCCAUCAGUCCAUCUGGUGUAAUAGUGGAGGGAGAUUCAGUGACUCUGAAGUGCAUCAGUGACUCAAACCCUCCUGCAGGAAUCCACUGGUUUAAAGGAGGAACGAUUGUAGGAUCUGGAAGAAUCUUCAACAUCUCAAAGAUCAGAUCUGAUGACAGUGGAGAAUACAAGUGCAAAUCCUUCACUAAACAUGGAGAGAAAUACUCUGAUACUGUGACUUUAAACAUCAUGUCCCUUCUACCUCUGCCUACCAGCCCUGAUGAUCCAGCCUGGUGGGUGGAUCCCCGGCCUCUGCCUCCAACCUCCUCAACCAGGACUCUACCUCAGCCCUUCGUCCCAUCUGCUCCCCCUUGGCUCCUACCUCCCUCAGCUCCACCAUGCCCCCUCAGUCCACCAGUUCUGCCAGGCUCCCUGGUCCCCCCGGAUUCACUUUGGUCCCUCGUCGGCCUUCCCUUACCUUUGGACUUCUCUCCUCUGGCUACGCAUCGUCGUUUCAUCAUCCCCCCCCCGGUUCUGUUGGACUCCUCACUCCCCUCAGUCUUCACGUCAGUCACCUGA